AUGGAUAAGGUGAACCCUACUUGGGUUCAGGACAAUGUUGAUAGUAAUGAAGACUCAAACUGCUCCAAAGGUUUUAAACAGCGGGAUCUUCGGCACCUCUUAAAUACAAAAAAGAAAGGGAAAAGAAUAGAAGUUGAUCUGAAGGCUAAACAUGAUGUUCUCAACAGUGAAAGAACUUUUGAGCAGCAACAAUCAGAGGCCAAUCUCAUUGAGCUUGGCAGAUGCAAUGCUAUGUUUACUCGUGCUCUAGCAUUCAAAGAAGAGUUUUAUGAAAAGGUUUGUUGGGGACACGCUCCACCUGAUCUUUACCAGCAUGAAGCUUCCUCUGAUGAUAAUGACAUGAUCUACAGUACUCCGGAUCUUCAGGAAAUCAAAAGUGCAGUUUUUGCAAUUAACAAGGGUAGUGUUGCUGGAGCUGUAGGCUUUACUAGUCUCUUCUAUCAACAUUGUUGGGACAUUAUCCACGAAGAUCUUAUUGCUGCGAUCCAAGAAUUCUUCACUGGAUCUCCCAUCUCGAGAAGUUUUACUGCCUCCACCCUCAUCCCUUUGCCUAAAGUGGAUGACCCUGUUUACUGGAACAACUUCAGGCCGAUAAGCUUGUGCAACGUGGUUAACAAGAUCAAAUACAAAAUCUUGUGUACAAGGCUAGCCUCCAUCAUUCCUCCCAUGAUAUCCAAGACUCAGAGAGGAUUUAUCAAAGGGCAGAGUAUUGCGGAUAAUAUCUUACUUGCGACUGAAAUGGUUCAUGAUCUCAAUAGCCGCCAAAAAGCACAUAGCCUCAUCAUGAAACUUGACAUGGAAAAAGCUUAUGACAGAGUUAAUUGA
Andrographis paniculata is the source of this 825-nucleotide messenger RNA. RefSeq lists its product as uncharacterized. Bases 1 to 825 code for a protein of 274 amino acids. The transcript has 3 exons. The record is from RefSeq and is a predicted model, not a curated record. Lineage: Eukaryota; Viridiplantae; Streptophyta; Magnoliopsida; Lamiales; Acanthaceae.